This is a messenger RNA of Acomys russatus (golden spiny mouse), 973 nucleotides long. RefSeq names its product IMP U3 small nucleolar ribonucleoprotein 4 (gene Imp4). Gene Ontology annotation, cellular component: small-subunit processome; nucleolus; Mpp10 complex. NCBI's taxonomy places the organism in Eukaryota, Metazoa, Chordata, Mammalia, Rodentia, Muridae. Gene Ontology annotation, molecular function: rRNA primary transcript binding; snoRNA binding. The record is from RefSeq and is a predicted model, not a curated record. The coding region runs from base 308 to 928 and encodes 206 amino acids. Gene Ontology annotation, biological process: rRNA processing. The transcript has 8 exons.
UGAGUUGUGGUCCUCGGUGCUCGGGAAUGGAUGGUGACCCUGUGUAAUUCUCUAGCUCCGUCGAGAGGCUCGCCUGCGCCGCGAGUACCUGUAUCGCAAGGCCCGGGAGGAGGCACAGCGAUCGGUUCAGGAGAAGAAGGAGCGAGUCAAGCGUGCUCUCGAAGAAAAUCAGCUAAUUCCCACUGAGUUACGCCGGGAGGCUCUAGCCUUACAGGGGUCCCUGGAGUUCGAUGAUGCUGGUGGUGAAGGUGUGACCAGCCACGUGGAUGAUGAAUACCGAUGGGCUGGGGUUGAGGAUCCUAAGAUCAUGAUCACCACCUCCCGAGACCCCAGUUCUCGCCUGAAGAUGUUUGCAAAGGAACUGAAGCUGGUGUUCCCAGGUGCCCAGCGCAUGAACCGAGGUCGGCAUGAGGUUGGAGCGCUGGUGCGAGCUUGCAAAGCCAAUGGGGUCACCGACCUGCUGGUUGUCCAUGAGCAUCGCGGCACACCUGUGGGACUCAUUGUUAGCCAUCUGCCCUUCGGUCCUACUGCUUACUUCACACUGUGCAACGUGGUUAUGCGGCAUGACAUCCCUGAUCUGGGCACCAUGUCAGAAGCUAAGCCUCACCUCAUCACUCAUGGCUUUUCCUCACGGCUGGGCAAGCGGGUGUCGGACAUCCUCCGUUACCUAUUCCCUGUGCCAAAAGACGACAGCCAUCGGGUCAUCACCUUUGCAAACCAGGAUGACUACAUUUCAUUCCGGCACCAUGUCUACAAGAAGACGGACCACCGUAAUGUGGAGCUGACGGAGGUUGGGCCUCGAUUUGAGCUGAAAUUGUACAUGAUUCGCCUGGGCACACUGGAGCAGGAGGCCACAGCGGAUGUAGAGUGGCGCUGGCACCCGUACACCAACACUGCCCGCAAGAGGGUCUUCCUGAGCACGGAGUGAGCUCUGAGCUACUGCCAGGCAGGUUGCAGACUUGGAAUCUUGCAG